Molecule: messenger RNA, 603 nt
Organism: Recurvomyces mirabilis
Lineage: Eukaryota; Fungi; Ascomycota; Dothideomycetes; Mycosphaerellales; Teratosphaeriaceae
Exons: 2
Coding region: 1-603 (200 amino acids)
Cellular component (GO): mitochondrial outer membrane
Source: RefSeq, a predicted model, not a curated record
AUGACGACCUACAUACCCUCCCUCACGCUGCCAUCGAUCGUCUUCGAGCAGCCUGCCGCAGCCAUAUUGCUACCCGUUGUGGCAGGCACGGCUGUGGGCUUCUCGACUCGACCCUCGGAGACCCAAAAGACAUAUCUCGAGCUCCGACAACCGCCUCUCAGGCCACCGCCAUGGAUCUUCGGACCGAUGUGGACAGCGUUGUACGGGCUGAUGGGUUAUGCGGCGUACCGGGCACAUAGCACGGGCAUGUCGAGUCUUGAUCCUACAAAAGUGGCUUUGACGAAGCAAGGUGCGACACUCUACACUAUUCAACUUGCACUGAACCUCAUCUGGAUGCCACUCUUCUUUGGCUAUCAGCGCCCGAUCGAGGCAACAAUCGACAUCGUGGCGCUCACAGGCUUGACAGGCUAUCUCACAUACGUUUGGGGUCAGGUCGAUGAGGUAGCGGGAUACUGUCUCGUGCCAUACCUUGGAUGGUUGAGCUUCGCGACAUAUCUUAGUGCUGGUUGCGGCUAUUUGAACAACUGGGACUUCUCGGGCAAGGAGAAGCCGAAGAGCACAAAGGGCGGAAGCACGAAAUAUGUGGAUGAGAAGGCCGAAUAG